GGCUUUGUUUUUGAGCUCCGCCGGCAGCAUCAAACGAAUACAGCGUCAAGGAACAGGGCGGGAUUUGAAGAUGACACAGACCCUAAAGGGCUUGGAAGCAGUGCGAAGAAUGUUUUGUGCAGCAUUUAGCAGGAAGCUGUGUUAGCGAGACCUCAGCCGUUCACCGCCGGCCGCCGGGGAGGUACGCCGGGAGCUGGAAGACAGGUCUCUAUGGUCAAGUAACUAUAGAGCGGGCCUCUCUUCCCCCCACGUGGUGGGGCUGCGCAUGAGCAGUCGUCGCAGCUUCGGAAACAUGGCGGAGGAAGAGCAAAGAAAAAAGAUCCCGUUGGUUCCAGAAAAUCUCCUGAAAAAGAGGAAGGCUUAUCAGGCCCUUAAAGCCACUCAAGCAAAGCAGGCACUUUUGGACAAGAAGGAGAAGAAAGGAAAACAGCUCAAGUUUAAGCGACUGGAAUGGUUCUUACAUGAUUCCUGGCGGCAGCAACGUGACAGGGUGCGCCUCAGACGACUAGAAGUGAAACCUCGUGGCCUGGAAGUGCCAGAUAAACAUUCCUUGGCCUUUGUUGUACGCAUCCAAAGGAUUAAUGGGGUGAGUUCACUGGUGCAGAGGACCAUUGCAAGGCUUCGCCUGAAGAAGAUUUUCAGUGGUGUCUUUUUCAGAGUAACCCCCCAGACCAUAAAAACGCUGCGUGUAGUGGAACCUUAUGUGGCCUGGGGGUUUCCAAAUCUGAAGUCUGUCCGGGAACUCAUCUUGAAACGUGGACAAGCCAAGGUCAAGAAUAAAACCAUCCCUUUGACAAAUAAUACAGUGAUUGAGGAGCACCUGGGGAAGUAUGGUGUUAUUUGCCUGGAAGACCUCAUUCAUGAAAUUGCCUUUCCGGGGAAGAAUUUCCAGGAGAUCUCUGCAUUCUUACGUCCUUUCCAUCUCUCAGUGGCCCGUCACACUACCAAGAAUAGAGUGGGCUUCCUGAAGGAGGUGGGCUUACCUGGCUAUCGAGGUGAACGCAUCAAUCAGCUCAUUCGACAGUUGAAUUAAACCCAGCAUAUCUGAAAACACAGCACAUCGGUGGCGCAUGUUUUGUCUCUUAGAAUUGUUACCAGUAUCUUCGAAGAAGAUUAUUUUCUGUUAUAUCUUGAGAAACUAGAGGAAAGGUCAGGGAAAAAAUGAUGAUGAUCUGGCAGGCAUUUGUCAUCACAGCCCAGUUCCAAGGGAAAGUUCCAGUGUGUUUUCCACGUUGCCUGCCCCCACCACCUCUGACGUCAGCGAAAGACUCUUGCCACGGAAGGGGAAGUUCUGCCGUGUCACAUCUUCUAUCCUGGGGUUUAAAGUUGGUGAACGAAUACCCAGGCAUGAAUACAAGACAGCAGUGGACCAACCUCAGGGACGUACUUGAACCUGGGGGUUUCUAGGGCCUUGUUUUGGAAGGAACUUGAAAUAUAACUACAAAGAAGAGCACAAAAACAGUGCUCAGUUGUCUCUGCUAUGAGUCCCUGUUCUUGCUUUUCAGUGACAGCUUUGCAAGGUCUCAGAUGGCCCUGAGGUGUAUCUGGUGGCUUCCUUAGCCUAGCCCGUGAUUGACCUAAUCCUUUUCUUUAGCUCAGAUUCUUAACCUAUUCUUGGGUCUGUGAGAAGGGAAAGACCCUUUUUCCAGGAAAAUACAUACAUUCAAAUUUUUGCUUAGAAGUUUCUGUGUUCAUAGACUCUUCAUAGGGACCCAUGCAUGUUACGUGAGGAAGUCCUGCACUACCUGCAUUGGUCACCUGUGCCCUGACCUUGUUCGUCUCCUCUGGUCCCGUAUCCUGUGGAAGACCAAGGCUUACCAAGAUAGCUUUCUCCCUUGGAGCCAAUUGGGUGUUUCCUAUUAGCAACACAGUGGUAGAUUUCUGAGCCCCCAUGCCAUCUACCUUAGGGAAAUGCCCACCAUUUAUUUCUGCUGGGCUUCAGGAUGAAAUUUUCUUUUGCAUGGAUGUCAUUUAGGCUUCAUUGGACCCUCUUCUUGCAUAUUCUAGACUGCAAAAGUAUUGCUGUCUAUCCCACUGGUGGGAUCCCACGAUGCCAUAGGCCAAUACCGAGGCUCCCGGGGACUGAGACCUAAAAGUGGGAUCUGAUCGUGCUUGUGUUUAUUAUCUGUGUCCCCCUCCUAGGUGGGCCUUCCUCUGCUUCAGCCACUUUGUUGCCUCAAUUGCCAUCUGAGUAGUUGGUGAGGCUGUGCCAGGUAUAGGUCAAGACUCGGAAACAUGCUUAACCAUUGUGUGCCCUGGUCCCUUAAGAUCAGCUUUGCUGCACUUUUGGCUCAUGGGGCCCUCAAACAUAGCUGUGAGGUUGAGUUAGAAUGAGAACAAUACCUUAAAAUGUGCCAGGUUAUGAGGUAAUUAAUUAGGUUGGUUGGUUCAAGAGUUAACCUGCCAAGAAUAGAUGUUAGAGCUUACACUUAACCCUUAAAGCAUUGUGAAAUCAAAUUACUUUAAAGUGACGUAUCAGAAAGCCAUGGGAAAAGAGCAUUUGUGAGUGGAAGCACAGGGUUUCUGUCACAGAUCUAUUUUAUACUAAAUACAGGAAUAAUGUUUCCAUCUUGCCUGCAGAAUCGGACUCUAGUCUAACGUGUGUGCCUCAUUCAGCACAGUUCAAAGGAUUAAACAAAAGAAUACUUUUUAACAUAAUUCUAUGGAAAUAGAUGUUAUAAAAAUUAAUGCCCUACUGUAUCGUGUACUGUGAUAUACCAUUUCCUAAACAA
Molecule: messenger RNA, 2732 nt
Organism: Lutra lutra (Eurasian river otter)
Lineage: Eukaryota; Metazoa; Chordata; Mammalia; Carnivora; Mustelidae
Gene: RPL7L1
Product: ribosomal protein L7 like 1
Exons: 7
Coding region: 266-1033 (255 amino acids)
Biological process (GO): maturation of LSU-rRNA from tricistronic rRNA transcript (SSU-rRNA, 5.8S rRNA, LSU-rRNA)
Cellular component (GO): cytosolic large ribosomal subunit
Molecular function (GO): structural constituent of ribosome; RNA binding
Source: RefSeq, a predicted model, not a curated record